Messenger RNA from Talaromyces stipitatus ATCC 10500, 2206 nucleotides. RefSeq lists its product as uncharacterized. The record is from RefSeq and is a predicted model, not a curated record. The coding region runs from base 185 to 2206 and encodes 673 amino acids. Gene Ontology annotation, biological process: DNA repair. The transcript has 8 exons. Lineage: Eukaryota; Fungi; Ascomycota; Eurotiomycetes; Eurotiales; Trichocomaceae.
CUUCAGGCUGCACCUUCCUUAACUUCCUAUAUAGAUGACAUCACCACUACACCUCCAUUUAGGAAGGAAAGAGUUCCUCCCUCCAUCCUUCGUGAUUGUUUCUCAAUCCUCCACUAUAUAACGAGUUCAAGGCAUUUUCAACUUCCUACUAUCGAUCGUACUUGUGUCAGCGCCGAUCGACAACAUGCCGAAAAGAGGAAAGAAGCAACAAGGCAAGAAUCCAAAGCGGCGUCGCAGCGGUCAAGCUCCCAGCCAAGUGACACAAUCGGAAAGCGCAUCAGGGAGCGCGGAGGUUCAAGAGCUUGAAGAUGUUAGGGGUCAGCCUGCGGUAUGGGCGAAUGAUCGCCCAAGUCUCUGUGAGACUCUCCCCUGGUUUCAAUCGCAUCAAGGCGGAGUAUAUCAGACGGAGAAGGUGUGUCAUGGUUUCUUUCUUGGUGGACAUGGUGGACCACGAGAUUAUAUAGAUGAUGAGAUUGUGAUAACAAGAGUCGGAGGUGAUUGCGAGAGCAACGGAAAUGGUGCUGUGACACAGAUGAACGAUCAAAGUUGGAAUACGCGGGCAGUGCAAUCGCUCCGUGCGAGUCAGGAAUCUGGGGUUGCUGUUGGCCUGAUUAUUAGCAAAGGGAAUCAACCCAUCAAAAGAAAGUUGCCACAUGAGUUGAAUGUCAUGGGCUGGUUCCGCGUCGUUGAGAUCUGGUUUGAGAACACCAAUGGAAAGUCCGGAGCACGUGUUCGAUUUCAAAAGCUUGACCUCGAAGAGCCCAGUUGGUGGGCUAAGAGGGGAUCGGAAGAUCCGCCGCCUAUAAGUCAAAGAAACUUGCGCUUGCCAGAGAGCAAAAUCUGCAAGGGCUGUUUACGUUCUAGCAAAUUGGUAUAUGAGCAAGGUUGGAUGUGUCUGCAGCCAAAAUCGAGCUGUUUUCUAUCCGGGUUACUGGACGAUGGCACAGCUCCAACCGACCUUACGUACGAUGUAAACUUUCUGAGUUCCCGCGAGCCACCAGACGAUCACAUUAAGCCCCAAUUCAGUCUUGUUCCUAAUACAUUGGCUGAAUUAGAACGGUUUCCUGAUGCGUGGUCACAAAAAUUCGCGUCGCGAGGUGUGGUGUGCCCUGAGUGCCACAAGUGCAUUGCUAGGAGAUACUGGAAAGGUUGGAUGUGUCACGAUCCGUUGGACGACAACGUCAUUACCGAGAGUGCAGCUCCCUGUCAGUGGAAGAAGAUAUUGGACGUUCCUACUAUUCCCCUCAAAGCGGUCCAAGAAGAUCUUAAUGUCCGAAGUAUCAACAAACCCGUUGACAAAGAAUGGCGAACUCACAUACAGCAAGAAGCCCACUCCACAGAUGCAUAUCAUAGAAUGACCUAUAUCAUCGGGGAUGUUGGAAAGAUCGUUCAUUUCAGAGCCAACGAAUCGAUAUUGAACAAGCCCAAGGGUCCUGACGAUCUAUUUCAACGCCUUCAACAGGCUGAUCUAGGACUGUACCGAUAUAGUAUCAAUACAAGAGCCGGAACUCGGCAGCUGACAAAAAGCUUCGCUGCCAACUUUGGAAUGCCAUAUAAGUAUGUUCUUUCUGUCCGCUCAAAAGGGUUCGACGAAGCCCCAGCUGAGGUAAUACUCGGUCUUGAUCGUCUUAAGUGGGCAACCGAUCAAGUUGCUGGUAAGGAAGCGUCUGGACCCAACGAGUUGUUGGCUCUCGGUUACUUGGAAAAGAUGGCAAUGGGUUUUCAUGACGAUGGUGAAGACUCACUCGGACCUACAAUUGCGACUCUGUCUCUCGGUGCAAAUGCAACAAUGAAGUUUCGUCUCAAGGAUCAAUAUUUUCGUGGCAGCAGCAGAUCCCAUGUUCUAGUCGCAGAUGAUGCCGUUCUUCCGGGCUGCGAAAAUUAUGAAGAGCGCAAGGAGCUCAAAGCACAGCGUAACGCUGGAGAACUUACCAAAGAUGAGUACUCGAAGCAUCGUAUGCGUCUCGCAAAAGCCGUUACCAAAAACGAGGGCUCCAGUCUUAUCACCCUGGACUUGCGUCAUGGAGAUAUGGUGGUUAUGCAUGGGUCACUGCUGCAGAAGUACUACGAGCACUCUGUUGAGUCCAAAGGCAAGCUGCGCUUCGCCCUUACCUCUCGACACGUGAAGCCUGAAAUGGUGGAGGAGGGAGACCGUGUCAAGGGCGAGUAUAAUCCGGCACCUGACCAGAUUUAUAAUGGGGAGUAG